UUUGAUGCCAUCGGCCUUUAUGAACACGGUUGCUAUUUCGAGGUCGUUAUAACCAUUGAGACACUCCCUCGUCUUGUUCUAUAUUUAGGGCUCGCUUCGUUUGGUUCGUUUUCUCGCUUAGUCUAUUUGGGCGCUUGGUUUCUUCUUCGUAAACUCUGCUGACGGAGCUUAAACGAAGCUAUCAUGGCGUCGAGGACCGCAAUUUGCAGGGGAAUUGUCAAAGGGAAUUCCGGUUUUGGACUUCGAUCUAUGUCCUCAUGGUGGGAACACGUUGAGCCGGCUAUGAAAGAUCCAAUUCUCGGUGUUACCGAAGCUUUUCUUGCUGAUCCAAGUCCUGAUAAAGUCAAUGUUGGAGUUGGAGCUUAUCGUGACGAUAAUGGAAAACCUGUUGUUCUUCAAUGCGUUAGAGAAGCAGAGCGGAGGAUUUCUGGAAAUCAGAAUAUGGAGUAUCUUCCAAUGGGAGGAAGUGUGAACAUGGUGGAGGAAACACUGAAGCUAGCCUAUGGAGAAAAUUCUGAUCUACUCAAAGAGAAAAGGAUUGCUGCAGUACAAGCUCUCUCUGGAACUGGAGCUUGCCGAGUUUUUGCAGACUUUCAAAAACGUUUUAAGCCCGAUUCCCAAAUUUAUAUACCUGUGCCAACAUGGGCGAACCAUCACAACAUCUGGAGAGAUGCCCAAGUCCCUCAGAGAACUUUCCACUAUUACCUUCCUGAAACAAGGGGCUUAGACUUUGCCUCUCUUAUGGAUGAUAUAAAGAAUGCUCCAAAUGGUUCAUUCUUUUUGCUUCAUGCAUGUGCUCAUAAUCCUACUGGAGUGGAUCCAACGGAGGAGCAAUGGAGAGAGAUCUCAUAUCAGUUCAAGGUAAAGGGUCAUUUCCCCUUCUUUGAUAUGGCAUAUCAAGGUUUUGCAAGUGGUGAUCCUGAGAGGGAUGCGAAGGCCAUCAGGAUUUUCCUUGAGGACGGUCAUUCUAUCGGAUGUGCCCAGUCAUAUGCUAAAAACAUGGGGCUCUAUGGCCAGAGAGUUGGAUGCCUUAGCGUGGUCUGUGAAGAUGAAAAGCAAGCAGUGGCUGUGAAGAGCCAGUUGCAACUAAUCGCCAGACCCAUGUACAGUAACCCACCCGUCCAUGGGGCUCUCAUAGUUUCAACCAUAUUAGGUGACCCAGACCUAAAGAACUUGUGGCUGAAAGAAGUGAAGGGCAUGGCUGAUCGCAUCAUUGGAAUGCGAACUACACUAAGGGAAAACCUUGAGAAGCUGGGUUCACCUCUACCUUGGGAGCAUAUAACUAAGCAGAUUGGGAUGUUUUGCUACAGUGGCCUAACGCCAGAACAGGUGGAUCGCUUGACGAAUGAGUUCCACAUUUACAUGACUCGUAAUGGUCGUAUCAGUAUGGCGGGUGUUACUACAGGCAAUGUAGGAUACUUGGCAAGUGCCAUCCAUGAGGUCACGAAAUCAGGCUCGAAGUAAAACCAAUAUGGUGAACUUAUCAAUUAAAGUGCUGUUAUUUCUGAAAAAAAAAAAAA
Molecule: messenger RNA, 1520 nt
Organism: Macadamia integrifolia
Lineage: Eukaryota; Viridiplantae; Streptophyta; Magnoliopsida; Proteales; Proteaceae
Product: aspartate aminotransferase, mitochondrial
Exons: 10
Coding region: 184-1464 (426 amino acids)
Biological process (GO): amino acid metabolic process; biosynthetic process
Cellular component (GO): mitochondrion
Molecular function (GO): pyridoxal phosphate binding; L-aspartate:2-oxoglutarate transaminase activity
Source: RefSeq, a predicted model, not a curated record